GGCGAAAGGUCCCCAGCGGUGGGUGCUCUGGGGCGCGGGGAAGGGGCGGGGUGCGUAGAGCCAGCGCAGCAGAGUCCAGGCUGAGACGCAGUCCUGGGAGCAGCAGCGCAGCGGCAGCAGCAGCGGCGGCGGCCAAAGCCAAGGCCAGGGCCACGGCCACGGCCGCGGGACCGGAGAUGCUACGGCUCCCGGAGACUCGCUAACUUUUCACUGGAGGAGAGGCAGGGGGAACGAGGAAGAGGAAGAGCGCGCAGGCAUCGCAGACAGGGAUGCCGAGGGUCGUCUGUUAGUUGUGACAGAGGGGUGUAAGCUCUAUAUAUCUUGGUGAGAGGGCUGGCAGAUGUCCCAAGUGGGAGAACCUCUUCCUCCUGGGCCUGAAGGGCCAAAGCAUGGAGAUGAGUCUGAAAGCAGCUUUUUGAUCUCACUCCCUGGGGAUGAGCAAACUGGAGCCUGUGGUUGUAGAGCUGAAAAAUGUGACCAAGACAAUACAGAGAGAGCUAUCACACCACCCACCAAUAGUCUCUUUAUGCACGGAGAGAAUCAAGACCAGUCCAUCUGGGAAAAUCGUUCAGAUGGCGAUCUCAUCAUAACACAACCUCAACGCUUGCCUGAGCCCCAGACUUCAGCACAGGAACAAAGUGAGGAGGAAAUGGGCAAGAUAAAGAAUGGUCAUACAAAUCUGAGAAAUGGGAAUGGAAUCCACAAUGGGGUUAGACAUGUAUCUAUAGAUAACCGAAAACUUUCUGCGCCUGUUUCACAAAAAAUGCAUAAAAAAAUUCAGUCCAGCUUGUCUGUAAACAGUGACAUGAGCAAGAAGAGUAAAGUAAGCGCUGUCUUUUCUCAAAAACCAGGCUCAUCACCUGAAGAUUGCUGUGUUCACUGUAUCCUGGCCUGCUUGUUCUGUGAGUUCCUGACCCUCUGCAAUAUCGUAUUAGGACAAGCAUCAUGUGGCAUCUGUACGUCGGAGGCCUGCUGCUGUUGCUGUGGUGAUGAAGUAGGAGAUGACUGUAACUGCCCUUGUGACAUGGAUUGUGGUAUAAUGGAUGCCUGUUGUGAAUCAUCAGACUGUUUAGAAAUCUGUAUGGAAUGCUGUGGAAUUUGUUUCCCAUCGUAAAUAUUUAUCUCUUAUUUUAUUUUGUUCAAAACUGGAGUUUUUGUUGUUUUUUAAAAAUUCUCCUAAGGGGGGGAAAAGCAUCACAAGAUUCUCAUGAAACAACCCAGUUACUUGCACUGUUUCUUCCCUCUUUUUAAAGAAUCUUUGAAAACUCCAUAUCAUAACCAGAUGUGUAUGGUUUUAUGUGUGAAAUUGUAUAUUUUUUUCUUUAAUAGAUUACUUUAACUAAUGGGAGAUUUUGAAAGAAAAAAAAUUCAUUUUUCUCUUACCUCUUACCUAGAUUUGUGAUAACCAUUCCUAGAAGCCUCCUUCCUCCAAACACAUUUAUUUCUAAAUGAGUAUUUAAAAAAGAAAAUUUAUUUUUGUUAUUUGUCUAUUAAUGUUUAAAAUGAACUGUUCUUUGUAGUUUAAAUUAGAGAGAGCAAACUCAAAGCUGUCUUAAAAACAAAAUUGUGGGAACUCGAGUCUCAGAGGCUUUCCACAUUUAUUACUUGAAGAAUUUAGUUUCAUACCAAACUUUAGAGGUCAAGCUGAAAACUCUGUACUCUUAAUCAAUUACAAUUAAGUAUACAUAGCCAUUUUAGAGCAGUAAGAAAUACAGUAUUUAGAAAAUAAAAUUUGUCAGCUAAGAUUUACCAAAAUGUGCAUCUUGUUAUAGCUGAUUAUAGUAUUUUCUGUUUCAUUGUGAGGUUUUAUGUUGAUGAAAUUAAAGACUUAUGAAGCUGAUACAGUAUAUUCAGAGUUAGGAAAUGCCAGUGCCAACAUGAGGUGCAGUAUUGCGCAGUAUUUCUCUGUUUAAUUUGAAACUGCUAUUUUUUUGUGGGUGUUUUCAUUUUUGAAGUUGUUUUGGUUUCUGUUGGAUUUUAACCAGUUUUAAAACAACAGAUUACAUAAAGGACGCUUACUACAAACCAUUCGUUAACAAUGCAAUGAGAAUUCCUAUUUCUACCAUUGUGACUUGACUAGAUUUCAAGAUUUCCAGUCUUGAAAUUAGCCAAGUCAUCCACUAUACAUACCAUGUGUAGUUGAUACAUCCCUUAUGUAUGAAGAAAGUA
This is a messenger RNA of Phascolarctos cinereus (koala), 2169 nucleotides long. The record is from RefSeq and is a predicted model, not a curated record. Lineage: Eukaryota; Metazoa; Chordata; Mammalia; Diprotodontia; Phascolarctidae.